AUGGCGGGGUCUACAAGUGCUAGUCUUCAGACUCCUUAUUUUCCUAGCUCGACCCAGAUUAACCCUGUACGCGUAGAUCACACCCUACCAUUACCGCCCGCCCAGCCGUCACUCUCCUUUACUCAAGGCCUCCUAGUUGGCCAGCUCUCCGUAGUGCUGCUUAUCGGAGCAUUUAUCAAGUUCUUCAUAUUCGGCGAGGCCCCUCCCCCUCCAUCCCGCGGCCUCUCCAAUCGGACCAGUACCCAUCCACGUUCCUAUUCCAUUAAUGCAGCCUCUACAGAUUCCAGUCCGCGACUACUAAGAGAAAAACCCUCCACCUCCAACAUACUCCGCCCCGUCCCCUCAUCCUCCACAAAUACCCGCUCCAUCCUUAGGAAAACAUACUACAGUGCUACGCCUACACAUCCCACCCCCAAACAUGGCCGACCACGGCUGUACCACUCCUCCCACCAGCCGGAGUCUCUGGACUGGUUUAACGUUCUGAUUGCACAGACUAUCGCCCAGUAUCGACAAACAGCCUAUAUCCUUAAGGACUCUCCCACAUCCUCAAUCCUGGCCUCCCUAUCCGAAACACUCAAUAAUCCAGAGAAAAAGCCAUCUUUCAUCGACAUCAUCAAAGUGACAGACAUAUCCCUGGGCGAGGAAUUCCCCAUAUUUAGCAACUGCCGCGUCAUCGCCGUCGAGGACCCCAAUUCUGAUGGUGGACGCCUACAGGCGCUCAUGGACGUUGACCUAAGUGACGACAACCUCUCCCUUGCAAUCGAAACUUCCCUUCUUCUAAAUUACCCAAAACCCUUCUCCGCCGUCCUCCCCGUUGCCCUCGCCGUCUCCGUCGUCCGCUUCUCUGGCACGCUCUGCAUAUCCUUCGUUCCCGGUCCCCGAACCUCGGACCAAACCAUGUCUCCCAUCCCAACCCCACACGACACAACCUCAGAGGCAAUCGACGACCAAAGUUCCGAUCAAUCAAGCCCCGCUCAAAAUCCCGAUGGACCCAAGGAUGCCCAUGCAAACACUAGCAACACCACGGACGCAAGCAGCAAACACGGCAUCCCAAAAACAAGCCUCGCUUUCUCCUUCCUACCCGACUACCGCCUCGACCUUUCUGUCCGCUCCCUCAUAGGCUCCCGCAGCCGCCUCCAGGACGUGCCGAAGGUAGCGCAGCUCGUCGAAGCGCGCGUGCAAUCCUGGUUUGAAGAGCGGGUUGUAGAGCCGCGUGUGCAGGUAGUGGGAUUGCCUAAUAUUUGGCCGCGGAUGGGUAGGACUGGGUUACGGAGUAGUCAGGAAGAGCCGGAGGCAGGGUCUGGGUCGGUUGAGAUUCCGGUCAUGACCUCUCCGGGGACCGAUGGGGUUAGUGGUGGUGGAGGAGGGGGAGGGAGUAUGAGAGGGAUCGAUCGGGGUUUGUCUGGGAGGGAGGUGGGGUAUGAGGCGCUGCGAUUUCGGCAUGCUGCCUGUGGUGGCCAUCAGAAUCAGAGCGGGAGAGACGGGGGGCGAGGUGGUAAUGAGCAGUUUGCAAUGCCGGGUUCGAUGCCGGAUACGGUAACUGAGACGUGA
Molecule: messenger RNA, 1551 nt
Organism: Paracoccidioides brasiliensis Pb18
Product: ERMES complex subunit MMM1
Exons: 2
Coding region: 1-1551 (516 amino acids)
Biological process (GO): mitochondrion organization
Cellular component (GO): ERMES complex
Molecular function (GO): lipid binding
Source: RefSeq, a predicted model, not a curated record